Juglans regia (Persian walnut) is the source of this 918-nucleotide messenger RNA. RefSeq lists its product as uncharacterized. Gene Ontology annotation, molecular function: nucleic acid binding; RNA-DNA hybrid ribonuclease activity. The transcript has 2 exons. Lineage: Eukaryota; Viridiplantae; Streptophyta; Magnoliopsida; Fagales; Juglandaceae. Bases 1 to 918 code for a protein of 305 amino acids. The record is from RefSeq and is a predicted model, not a curated record.
AUGUCACAAAACUCAGUGGGUCAAUCUUCUGCACAUUCUAACCAUAAGGAGAUAUGGCCAAAAAUCUGGAAGUUACAGGUCCCGAGUGCUGUCAGAAUAUUCUUAUGGAGGGCUUCCCAUGAUUCCUUACCUACUAACCUCAACCUCUGUAAGAGGAAAAUCAGGAUUAUCUCGGUUUGCCCAAUAUGCAAGUUGGAGUCAGAAUCUGUCCUGCAUGCCUUGUGGUCAUGUCCAUCAGUGCAGGAUGUUUGGGCUGCUUGCUCGAGGAGUCUGCAAAAAAUGAAGGUCAGUUUUACAUCUUUUAAAGAGGUAGUGGAGCAUGUCUUAUCAAAUUUCAAUGAAGAAGAUGCAGAAGAGCUUGCAUGCACAGCGUACAAGGUGUGGAGGAAAAGGAAUACGCUUGUGUUUGAAGAGAAAUUUGAGGACCCCUUAAGGGUGGUUCUGUCCGCUUCACAUCUUUCUAAAGAGUUUAAGGAGGCCAACUGGGAUGCAUCUGUUGAUCGACUUAGCAGUAGAGUGGGGGUAGGUGUGGUGGUCAGGAAUUGGGAGGGGAGAGUAAUAGCAAUACUGAGAGCUCCAAGGAAGUUAUUCCCCAAUGCCAAACUAGCUGAGUCAGUGGCAGCCCUCAGAGCAGUUUUGUUCUGUAAAAAUCUAGGAAUCACAAGGUUACUUCUUGAAGGGGAUACAUUGAGUGUGGUGAAGGACCUCAACAGCGAGACAUUGGAUUGGAGAUCAACAGGUUUGAUCAUACAAGAUAUCAAAGAAGAACUAAAAAGUUUGUCUCUGGAAUCUGUGCACUUCAUUUCUAGGUUGUCCAAUUGUAUUGCUCAUUGUCUAGCUAAGGAUGCACUAAAACUCUCUGAGGAGAGCAUUUCAAUGGAGGGAGUCCCUCCUUGUAUCCAACACUUGUUUAACUGA